Molecule: messenger RNA, 1830 nt
Organism: Patella vulgata (common limpet)
Lineage: Eukaryota; Metazoa; Mollusca; Gastropoda; Patellidae
Product: glutathionyl-hydroquinone reductase YqjG
Exons: 9
Coding region: 46-1104 (352 amino acids)
Cellular component (GO): cytoplasm
Molecular function (GO): glutathione transferase activity
Source: RefSeq, a predicted model, not a curated record
AACCCGUGACAUUGUAUUCACUGAGCCACCAUUAUCAAGUCAUUCAUGAAAGUGAACCGUGUAUUAUUUGGGCGCUGUAGGUUUAUAACCCUUUUAAAGCUAUUCGCUGUUCAACAAAAACAUCUAUACUCGACCAUGUCUACCACCAGCGACAAGAAGCAAUCAUGGCUGUCGUCGGUAGAUUCUAAAGGUGCUUUUCAGAGAAAAGAGUCCAGUUUUCGCCAUCAAAUAACAGCUGAUGGUUCGUCCGGCUUUGAAGCGGAAGCAGGAAGAUAUCAUUUGUAUGUGUCAUUAGCCUGCCCCUGGGCUUGUAGAACUCUUAUGGUUCGGGCCUUGAAAGGCCUAGAAGACGCCAUCCCGUUAACAGUCGUUGAUUGGUUUCUCGGAGAAAAGGGAUGGUCGUUUACCGAUCAGAAACCCAAAUGUACCCUGGAUACUGUUAAUGGUUGUAAUUAUCUAAGAGAAGUUUAUAAUCUUGCUGAUCCAGAUUAUUCAGGUAAUAUCACUGUACCAUGUUUAUGGGAUAAACAGAAGAAGACUGUUGUUAAUAACGAGUCGAGUGAAAUAAUUAGAAUGUUUAACACAGAAUUUAAUACUUUCUGUAAAACAGACGACCAGAAAAAACUCAACUUCUAUCCCAGUAAUCUAAGAGCAGAGAUUGAUGAACUCAACUCAUGGAUUUAUCCUCAGAUAAAUAAUGGAGUGUACAGAAGUGGGUUUGCAAAAUCUCAGGAAGCUUAUGACGUCGCUGUAACAGAUGUGUUUAGUGGACUCGAAAAGGUUGAAGACAUAUUAUCAAAGAGAAGAUAUUUGACAGGUCCUUGUUUAACAGAAGCUGAUGUCAGACUCUUUACUACAUUAAUUAGAUUUGAUUCAGUCUAUCAUACACAUUUUAAGUGUAAUAAGAAGAGGAUGGUUGAUUAUAAAAAUCUAUUUGGUUAUAUUUGUGAUAUUUAUCAGAUACCUGGUAUAGCUCAAACUGUCGACAUGGAUCAUAUCGUCAAUCAUUAUUAUCAAAGUCACGGGGCUAUUAAUCCAUACCGUAUUGUACCUAUUGGUCCUGAUAAUGGUUAUAAUUCACCACACAACAGGGACAAGAUGUAACCCACAAAAUAUAUUUUAUCAUUAAUCUUAUAUAUACACAACUCAAAUUAUAGUUAUCAUGCUUAACCGAAUAAUAAUGGAGGUUGUUAACGCACUCGGUGUUGGUACCGUAGCGGUGUUAACGUCGUUUUACUCAGAUGGCAGGUAAACUUUGGCGAAAAUAUCUCCAAACUAUCGGGCGCCAUUGAAUAAAUUGUAUUUUGAUUUUGAUAUCAAGGUCAAUCUAAUUAAAAUAUAGAUCUAUAUUUCGUUUCGGUUUUUAUACUUUCGAUGGCCUACACUACAUGUAGAUCUAACAAGUUAUAGUGGGGGUUCACGUUCUAUGACGUCAGGUACCAAGCAAGCGACAUUUGACCCGAUUACGUCAGUCAUUCGAUUAACCAAUUAGCGACCACCAUGUAUUUUUUAUCUACUUUUGCUUUGUUUUGAUUUCUAUUGCCGCUAAUGUCUACCCACAGUUCCGCGCAAAAAAAGGUCAAACGCUCGAUUCGACAGACCAUUUGAUUGGCUGACCCCUCAUUUCAAGCAGAACACGAGUUAAAUAAACAACGCUUCCAGAUCCAAGUUUAGUAAAGACAAGUAAAAUCGAAAUUUUGAACUAUAAAAAACGAAACGAAAUUGGAUCUGUGUUUUAAUCAGAUUGAUAUCAAGGUCUGUGAAUGGGUAUUUACUGUCAAUACAUUAACUGUAAUUGUCUGUUAUCAAAUAAAGGAUGUUUAAAUACGA